AUUGUGAGUGUAACACACGUAACAGCAUGGCUGAUGAACCCUCAGAGAAGAAAAAUAAACCAAACACACUCUCAAAUAAAGAGGGCGAAGAGAGAAAAAACUGGAAGAAAUGGAAAGAACAAAAGAAAGAAGAGAAGCGGCGACGAAAAGAGACCAAACUCAUCCAGCAGCUGGAGAAACAGAAGCUGAAGAAAGAGGAGGAAAAUCAACAGCAGGUUAAACAGGAAGAGAAGGAAAGUAAAGGUCGUCUUUAUACAGUGAGCGUGGCUCUGCCUGGAUCAGUGAUGGAUAACGCUCAGUCUCCAGAGCUGCGGACGUAUCUGGCUGGUCAGAUCGCCCGAGCGUGUGCUGUUUUCUGUGUGGAUGAGGUGGUCAUUUUUGACGAGCUGGGAGAAGACGCAAAGAGCGUUGAAGGAGAGUUUAAAGGUGUGGGUAAGAAAGGCCAGUCCUGUGUCCAGCUGGCACGCAUCCUGCAGUACCUCGAGUGUCCACAAUAUCUACGGAAAUUCUUCUUCCCGAAGCAUCAGGAUCUGCAGUUUGCUGGUCUGUUGAAUCCUCUGGACAGCCCUCAUCACAUGCGCAUUGAUGAAGAGGCGGAGUUUCGAGAGGGCGUGGUUCUUGAUCGGCCAGUCAAAGCAGGAAAAGGCUCCUUUGUCAACUGCGGCAUGAGGAAGGAAGUUCAGAUCGAUAAACAGCUGAAAACGGGACUGAGAGUGACCGUACAGCUCAACGAGAGCCAAAACAAAGAUGGAAGAGUGUAUAAAGGUGUGGUUGUUGCUCCUCACAUCCCCAGGACUGAAGCUGGACUCUACUGGGGAUACAGCGUCCGACUGGCCUCCUGUCUCAGCGCUGUGUUCUCUGAGUGUCCGUAUAAAGAGGGUUAUGAUCUGACCAUCGGGACCUCAGAGAAAGGACAGAACACAGAUCAUGUGACUCUCCCAGCCUUCAGGCACAUGCUGGUGGUGUUUGGAGGUCUGCAGGGUUUAGAGGCCAGCGUUGAUGCGGAUGAGAAUCUGACCAUCAGUGACCCCAGCGUGCUUUUUGACCUUUACCUCAACACAUGUCCAGCACAGGGCAGCCGCACCAUCCGCACAGAGGAGGCGCUAUUGAUCAGUUUGUCAGGACUCCGACAGAAAAUCGCAUCUACAUUUCCAGACCCACCCACAGGAUGACCAACAGAAAGUGCAUCUUAAUGGACCACAGGAAGUGCAUCAACAGGUUGAGCAAUCCAGACUAAAUCUGCACUGUAAAACUGCUUCCUAUUCAAUGUACAUUUUUUGAAUCAUUUCAUAUUGACCUUUUAUCGAAAUAUUAAUGUAUAAAAGUUGUUUGCAAACAUAAAAACCACAAAACUGGA
This is a messenger RNA of Danio rerio (zebrafish), 1357 nucleotides long. It is a transcript of the gene spout1, whose product is annotated as SPOUT domain containing methyltransferase 1. Gene Ontology annotation, cellular component: centrosome; spindle. The record is from RefSeq and is marked provisional. Lineage: Eukaryota; Metazoa; Chordata; Actinopteri; Cypriniformes; Danionidae.